Aspergillus niger is the source of this 8496-nucleotide messenger RNA. RefSeq lists its product as uncharacterized. Gene Ontology annotation, molecular function: fatty acid synthase activity; oxidoreductase activity; zinc ion binding. Lineage: Eukaryota; Fungi; Ascomycota; Eurotiomycetes; Eurotiales; Aspergillaceae. The record is from RefSeq and is a predicted model, not a curated record. Bases 1 to 8496 code for a protein of 2831 amino acids. The transcript is spliced from 7 exons. Gene Ontology annotation, biological process: fatty acid biosynthetic process; secondary metabolite biosynthetic process.
AUGGAUGGACUUAAUGUUAACAGCUCGCCGAAUGCCACUCUCUCGUACUGUAACGACAACCAUGGGCCGGUACAAUCAGAGGGUUACAGCGACUGCGAGCCGGUCCCAUUCCCGAUUGCGAUUGUUGGCAUGUCAAUGAGGCUUCCCGGCGGUGUCAAUAGUGAGAAGGAGUUCUGGGACUUAUUGAUCAACAAGCGCGAUGGCCGUUGCGUAGUUCCCGGGGACCGAUACAACAUUGAAGCAUUCUACGACGAGACUCGUCCUGGUGCGAUCCGGACCCAGCAUGGCUACUUCCUUCAGCAGGAUAUAUCGCAGGUUGAUGCUGGAUUCUUCGGUAUGAGCAAGCUAGAAGCAGGGAAACUCGACCCACAACAACGAAUACUACUUGAGGUUAUAUGGGAAUGCCUGGAAAACGCAGGUCAGAUCCCAUCUCGGUGCCGUGGAAAGGACAUUGGAUGUUAUGUGGGAGUGUUCGGUGAGGACUGGUUGGAUUUGAUGAGCAAGGACACCCAGGCCAUCGAUCGCUUCAGGGUCGUCAGCGCGGCGGAUUUCGCCCUUUCAAACCGAAUAUCCUACGAGUAUGACCUGCGAGGCCCGAGUAUCACGUUUCGUACUGGUUGUUCUGCGGCCCUUGUAGGUCUACACGAUGCCUGUCAGGCACUAUAUACGGGAGAAUGCUCAUCGGCGUUGGUGGCCGGGACUAAUUUGAUCAUCACGCCAACAACAACUAACGCCGUGUCGGAGACUAUGGCACUUUCCCCCGAUGGGAUUUCCAAGACUUUCGACGCUUCAGCAAAUAGCUAUGGAAGGGGAGAAGCAGUAAACGCAAUAUAUAUUAAGCCGCUACAUGCCUGCCUCCGAGAUGGUGAUCCAGUUCGCGCCGUGAUACGAUCUACAGCUGUGAAUUGCGACGGCAAAACACCUAGCAUAACAACCCCAGGGUCGCAAGCACAGGAAGCGCUAAUCAGAAAGGCUUAUCAGAAAGCAAGAAUUUCCGAUAUCAGUAAAACAGCAUUCUUUGAAUGUCACGGAACUGGCACAAUCGUUGGCGAUACGGCUGAAACAACGGUAAUUGCCAAUGUGUUUGGUCAGGAAGGCAUACAUAUUGGAGCGGUGAAACCAAACCUGGGUCAUUCAGAAGGCGCCUCAGGAAUUACCAGCGUGAUCAAGAGCGUACUCGCGCUUGAGCACAGGAUCCUUCCUCCCAACAUACAUUUCAAUACGCCAAAUCCUAACAGUAGGUGUGAGAGGAUCAGCGUCAAUUCAUUCGGUAUUGGAGGUACCAAUGCUCAUGUCGUCUUGGACUCUGCCCUUUCUGUGGGUGGAGGACAGCAGUCCGGGGUAGACGAGAGACCAAGCCCACCACAUCUUCUGCUCGCGUCUGCCAAGUCGGCAACAUCACUGGAUAGCAAUAUCAAAAUAAUCAGCGAUUAUCUAAAUGAAACCCCGUCUGCUGCUGCAGACCUUGCAUAUACGCUUGCGUUCAAACGAGAGCAUAUGCCACACCGAGGCUUUGCCAUAAUGGAGAAAGACGGGACGAUUUCGACAUUCGAGAAAGCGCGUGCACUCAAUCCGCAGGUCUGCUUCCUCUUUACCGGACAAGGAGCACAGUGGCCAGGCAUGGGCCGAGAGAUGAUCCUGAGCUCUGAGAAGUUCCGCCGAUUUCAAGAGGCUCGAUUCGCACAGCCGCUUUGUACCGCUAUCCAGGUCGCUCUGGUGGACUUUCUCCGGGAGCUUGGAGUCGUUCCUUCUAUUGUGGUCGGACAUUCCAGUGGCGAAAUUGCUGCGGCUUAUGCUUCAGGGGCUAUCACCGCCGCAUCUGCAAUCAAAAUCGCCUACUUCCGUGGCCUGUCCAUGGAGUCUGCAAAAGCAAAGGGUGCAAUGGCAGCAAUCGGGCUCGGACGAGCGGAUGUGCAGCAAUACCUCAGGGAUGGAGUGGUCUUGGCAUGCGAGAACAGCCCUGAAAGUGUGACGAUCUCGGGAGACGAGCAAGCGGUCGAUGAAAUGUUGAAAGACAUACAGGCACAAGGCGAAGUCUUCUGUCGGCGUCUCGCAGUCAACGUGGCUUAUCAUUCGCAUUACAUGGAGGAGGUAGGAAAGCUAUUCGAGUCCUUACUUUCGGAGAUAUGUUUCAAUGAAUCCAUGACCCCACUAGUAUCCACGGUGACAAACGAAACUAUCUCCGACCCGUGUGUUCUGAAUCCUUCAUACUGGAGGAGGAAUGUGGAGAGUCCAGUUCUGUUUAACACGGCAGUUGACAAGAUACUGAGUGAAGGUGAUCAGGCCUUGGCGUUUGUUGAGAUAGGGCCACACUCGGUGCUCUCUGGCCCCUUGCGACAGAUUAUCUCUGGAGCAGAUUCCAAGCGAAGCUGUUCAUACACACCAACCUUCGUUCGACACACAGACCAAUCGAGUUGCUUGCUGAGCACAGCUGGCCAAUUAUAUGCUCAGGGAAUUUUUGUCGACCUAUCGUUCUUAGUCCGUCCUGCAGCGACUGUGACAGACCUUGCUCCCUAUUCAUGGGAUCAUAAUGAAUCAUUCUGGAGUGAGACCCGCCUAACGAGGGAUUGGAGGCUUCGGUCGGCUCCCCACCAUGAACUAUUAGGCAGUCGAGCUCUAGAAUCGAGCGACUUGGAACCUGUAUGGCGGAAUAUGUUACAAGCGGAGAAUGUACCUUGGCUAUUAGAACAUAAAAUAGGGGGAGAGGUCGUCUUUCCCGGUGCCGGAUACGUGGCAAUGGUUGGGGAGGCUAUGCGUCAGAUAUCCCAGGUUCCCGAAUAUUCGGUAAAGAAUGUGUUUAUGCGAGCUGCGUUGGUUCUGAGAGAGGCGAAGCUGCAGCACGUUGAGAUUAUUACGAGCCUUCGACCGGUGAAACUGACCGACAGUCUAGACUCCGGCUGGUAUGACUUCACAAUCACUGCAUAUAACGAAGGCGAGUGGAAGAAACAUUGCGUCGGCCAGGUUCGGGCAGAGCCAGAUGAAUUUAGUAAUGAAUAUGGUACAGUAUUCUCAUACUCACGCAAGGUGCUGGCUAAGGAAUGGUACGAUGCUUUGGAGAGGCGCGGACUCGAGUACGGCCCCAAUUUCCGCGGGCUUCGCGAUAUCACGGCGAGCCCGACCACUACCGAGGCAGCAGCAACAUUAUGUGAACCUACUGCGCUAACCGGUAGCCACUAUGCUCUCCAUCCCGUCGUGAUAGACCAAUGUCUCCAGCUAUUGAGUGUAGCAGGAGCCAAAGGAAUCCAGCGUUGCAUGACUCAAUCAUGCAUCCCCACCGCUAUUGAGGGUCUAUACGUCGCCCGUGGACGAGAGACGAUGUCUUUGAGAUCAAGAUGCGAUUCAGCCGGAAACACGUUUACCGGGGAUGCCUUAUUACUUGCGGAUGAGAAGCUUGUGCUUUCUCUGAGGCGCUGCUUCUUUUUCGGAAUCAGUGAGUCGGCGAUAAACGAUGAAAAUGGCGCGUCCGCCGCAAUACUGCAUUGGAAGCCUCAUAUUGACUUUGUCCCACUUGAGACCCUAAUCCCACCAAUUCCAGCGGACAUAGAUCGCGGGAGAAUGGCAGCAAAAAUGUCGAAUAUUUUCAUACUGGAGGCAUACCACCGGACAAAACCGUCGAGACCAACGAAAGAGCAUUUGAAAAAGUACCAAGCAUGGUUGUUCUCACAGUACGAAAGAAUAAGGGACGAGGACCCCAGCCUUAUUCUGGAACACUGUGACAAGUCUGAAUCCGAUACCGCAGGACAUCUAUCACAGAUUGAAAAGUUUGGGGAAAACAUUGCGCACCCUUUAGUACGCAGUGUGUACACUGCCGCACAUGAGGUCCUGUCAAAUCUUCAGGGCAUUAUGGAUGACAGCGUUGACGCCCUGGAGGUUGUGAGUGGAAGUGAUGCCGUCACUAGUACUUAUGAGGAGUCCUCUCGUCUAUGUCCUGCAGGAAACUUCCUGUCACUUCUCAGCCAUUCACGUCCGACACUCAAAGUCCUGGAAGUUGGUGCAGGAACUGGCGGAGCCACCUCGGCAGCUCUUGAUGCGCUUUUUGAUGCAACAAAGCAUGGAGGUCCUAUGUAUUCGACCUACACGUUCACUGACAUUUCACCGGGCUUUUUUGCAAAAGCGAAAGAGCACUUUAAGAACUUCCCUGGGAUGAUAUACGAGACGCUCGACAUAUCCAAAGACCCUGAAGACCAAGGGUUUACUGUGGGGAACUAUAAUCUGAUCAUCGCUUCAAAUGUUGUCCACGCUACUCCAAGAAUUUCAACGACACUUCGCAAUCUGAAUAAACUUCUGGCUCCAGGGGGAUGGCUUUUUCUCACAGAGCUCUGCCCCACGCUGCCAACGUUGAAUUUCAUCAUGGGCAUCCUCCCAGGUUGGUGGAAUGCAGAGGAUUCAAGGGAAACGCCAAUGAUUCCUGUCUCACAAUGGCAUGAAGAACUUUUGGAUGCGGGCUUCACUGGUACGGACGUUGUUCGCUACGACAAUGAACCGCCAUACAAUACUAAUGCCUACAUCCUGUCACGACGACCUGAGGCCAAGGCAUCACUUGGUGGAGAAAUUGGCUUCCUUCAUAGGGGUAAGGUCCCUAGUUUGGCAUACACACUUGCACAGGCUUUCACACACCAAGGAGUCAGGGUCAACUGGUUGACCCUGAAUGACCUGUCUUCUUCAACAACGGACGUUAUAUCCUUCCUUGACCUGGAAGGCCCUUUCUUAAGCAGUAUUUCCGAGUAUGAAUUCUGUGCCUUCCAACGCUUUCUUUCUCAUGUGAAAGGCCACUGCCUCUGGCUGAUGCCGCCGGUUCAAUUCGGCUGUAAAGAUACAGACCCUCGAUUUGGCCUAACGCUGGGGUUGAUGCGAACAGUACGGAAGGAGAUUUCCACUAAUUUUGCGACUCUCGAACUCGACCAGAAGGAACCGUGUGCAGCAGAAAAUGUCUCCCUCGUUUUCGAACGAAUCUGCCGGCAGUCGGGCAAGAACCCAAUCCACGAGGACUAUGAAUAUGUUCUAGAAGAUGGAAAAAUUCAUGUCGGUCGAUUCCACUUCAACUACCUCCACCAAACCAUGGCUGUCGAUGAUGGCUUCGAACAGAGGUCUUUAGAUAUUGGAUGCUUUGGUAUCUUUGAUUCUCUGACUUGGGCCCUGGAUGGGCGGGUGGAAGAGCUUGGAGAACACGAUGUUGAGCUAGACAUCCGUUUUGUCGGGCUUAAUUUCAGGGACAUCAUGAUAUCCAUGGGACUCAUGGGAGACACCUCUGAAUUCGGACACGAAGCCGCUGGUAUCGUCCGCAAGGUUGGAUCGGGAGUGCAACAUAUUCAGGUGGGAGACCGAGUUGCAUUGUUUGGAAAAGGUUUAAUGGGCACUCGAAAAAUAGUUCCUGCAGAGUCUUGUCUUGUUGUCCCUGAAGGAUUGUCCUUAGAAGACGCAGCAGCAGGUCCCUGCAUUUUCUCUACCGCUCUCUACUCCUUGGUGAAAUGUGGGAAUGUACAAAAGGGUCAAACCGUCCUAAUCCACAGCGCAUGUGGCGGAGUUGGCCUGGCAUCAGUUCAAAUAUGCCAGGGAAUUGGAGCUGAGAUCUUCGCUACAGUUGGAAGCCAAGAGAAAAGAAAACAUCUUGUGGAGGAGUACAAUAUUGCCGAAGACCACAUAUUUGACUCGAGAAGCGUUAGCUUCCAGAGAGACGUGAUGAAGGCGACCGGUAAUAGGGGCGUUGACCUCGUUCUCAACUCUCUUUCCGGCGAGCUGUUGCAUGCCUCCUGGAAGUGUGUUGCCCCCAUGGGCAAAAUGAUUGAGUUGGGCAAGCAGGACUUCCUCGGCCAUGCUAAGCUGGAUAUGGACCUCUUCAUGGCAAACCGAACUUUCAUUGGUGUGGAUCUUCUUCAAAUUGGCGAGCAGAACCCUGAAAUUAUUCGAAGCUUAGUGGAGCAGUCUACUCAUUCUAUAGAGCAAGGGAAGCUCCGUCCUAUCCGGCCAGUUACUGUGUUCAAGGCGUCCGAUAUUGCCAAAGCGUUUAGGCAUAUGCAAACUGGAAAACACAUGGGAAAACUUGUCGUGGAAAUGCCUGAAAAUCCACACGAGCUACGAGUGUCUAAAUUGCAGUCCAAAGGAGCCCUUUUCCGCAGUGACGCUUCGUAUUUGUUAGUUGGUGGCCUCGGCGGACUUGGGCGUGCAGUGGCAAGAUGGAUGGUGGAGAAGGGUGCACGGCAUCUGAUAUUCAUGUCCCGGUCUGGGCUGGAACCAACCAAGGCUCGAGAGUUUGUUCAGGAUCUGGAGUCUCAGGGGAAUUGUCAUAUUCAGGCAGUUACAGGGGAUGUCACCAAUAUCAACGACGUUGAACGAGCUUUAUCUGCUGCGGGACGACCAAUAGCAGGAAUUAUGCAGUUGUCCAUGGUGCUACGAGAUCAAACGUUAGAUAACAUGGCAUACGAGGAGUGGACUGAAGCACUCGCUCCUAAGGUCCAGGGCACGUGGAAUAUUCAUCAUGCAACGCAGAACUGCUCUUUGGAUUUCUUCGUCCUACUUAGCUCGAUCUCUGGUACUGCCGGUCAUACAGGGCAGGCAAACUACGCGGCUGCCAAUACCUUCUUGAAUGCAUUUGUCACUUAUCGUCAUACAAAGGGGCUACCAGCUAGUGUACUCGAUCUUGGAUUCAUGGGAGAUAUCGGCUAUGUCGCGGAAACGUCUCAUAGGGCCAGGGAUAUGGUUGAAAUAAACUCAUGGGAAGUACUAGAAGAGCCUGAUCUACUCAAGGCCCUGGAAAUACAGAUCAUGCGGGGUGCUCCCCACCUUUCCAUAGGAAUGGGAACAACAAAGCCAGUGUCAGAGAUUGAUAACGGCAGCACGUUUGGGCAGGAUGCUCGCUUCCUGGCGUGGCAUAACAUGCUAGCCGCUUCGGAAGGUGGUAGUGCAAACCAGGAUAACGAGCUCAAAGCCUUGGUAAACGCGGUCAAGCGUGAUCCCUCUCUUCUCUAUGACCCAGCUACUGAGACCAAGAUCACUCUCGAAAUUGGUCGAAUGGUUGCCUCAAACAUGUCAUAUCCCGAUGAUAUGCCAUAUGAGGAGCUUUGCGAGAUUGCAAUUGACUCGUUGAUGACCAUUGAGAUACGCAGCUGGUUCCGGCGAAAUGUCGGCGUUGAGGUGUCACUCGCUCAGAUAUCAAAAGCGCAGACCGUCAAAGGUCUCGGCGUGAUCACCAUGCAGGUUCUCCGCGAAAAGCACAAAUCCGGCGAGCUUGAGAACGCGAAGGGCUCUCUAGUCGGUAACGGAAAAGAGGACGUUGAUGAGAGCGUACUUUAUCGGGCGGACUUGGAGUUGGCCAAAUCUCUGGAGCCAAUAUCAGAGCACGUUCCGUGUUGGCAUUCCGAGUCUGAAGGGCGAGUGUUUCUUACCGGAUGCACCGGGUUUCUGGGUGCCUUCUUUCUCUCUCUUCUAGUAAGUCACCCGCGCGUGAAGGAGAUUGCGUGCUUGGUGCGGGCACCAGAUACCUCAGCUGGCUUGGCCCGUAUCAAGGAAACCCUGGAACACUACGGACUGUCACUGGACUCUGAAUCUAAAGUCAUCGUGGUACCUGGCGAUAUCACCGAUUCUACGCUUGGACUCGGGCAAGAGAAGUACGAACAUUUCGCUCAGUGGACGAGCAUUGUUUUCCAUCUCGCCGCCCAAUGCAACUACAUGCCUUCAUAUUCGGAUCUUCGCAGUGCCAAUAUUCAUGGGUUUUCUAAUAUUCUCCGGUUCGCCAAUACGAAGCGCCUGAAGCCAGUACACUAUACCUCCAGUAUUUCAGCCUGCGGUACAUCUGCAUAUCUCGAGGGUAGGGAGCUUAUCGGCGAGAACGAAAGACCCGUCCUCAAAGCCACGGGCUCGGAAAGAAAGCUCGUCGGUUACAGUGAGACGAAGAUUGUAGCUGAAAGCAUUGCUUGGGAUGCCAUUGCAAACGGCAUUCCAGUAACCAUACAUCGCCUACCGGUCAUAUCCGGCCACAGCAAAACGGGAAUCGCCAAUCCUGCGGACGGUUUCCAACAUCUGAUGGUCAGCGCCAUUCGCGUUGGAUGUUAUCCCUCUCCCCCGGCCGCCCGCUGCCAGAUUAUCCCAGUUGACUACGCAAGCUCGGCGAUCCUGCAAAUCGCACUUAGCAGUCACCACAGCCAUGCCUAUAAUCUUGUCAGACCAGAUCAGUCUCGCACGCUGACAUGGAACGAAGUCCUGGACACAGUGGCACAUUAUUCUUCGCCCCCGUUGAAAGAGGUAUCGCCUUCGGAGUGGACUGAUAUUGUAGCAACACAUGGCCAGCAGCGCCUUAAAGUCGCAUCAUCAUACUUGCAGGAUAGGCUUCGGGAACAGUUAGUUUACUGGGAGGUGGAAACCAUGACGAAGACUGUAUAUGAAAACGCGCAUAGUCGUCGUGUCUUGCUUGAGUCGGCGGAUAUGCCGGAGUUGCCUUCUAUGCCUGAGCUUUUGAGUACAUACUUCAAGGUCUGGCAGAAACAGGAGCAACACCGGUGA